AUGAGGAGCGCACUGUAGCGGAUAGCGAAGUAGAAAGAAGAAGCUGUAACACGAUUGUGCUGCUGGAGUAUGUUGAAGGAUGUCUGCCCCCCUUAUAUAGGUGUAGACCGUCCUCCAACAUCCAAAAGCGUCCACCCAGUCUGCUCUGUUAGGAAGAUAGACACCGCCGUACCGAACGAGUAUGGCUCCCGUGUGCAACAUACCGCCCUGUGGCACCUCCACCUCUAGUACGCGGACCCUUGAGUAAAACU
Messenger RNA from Phanerochaete carnosa HHB-10118-sp, 251 nucleotides. RefSeq lists its product as uncharacterized. The coding region runs from base 70 to 228 and encodes 52 amino acids. The transcript has a single exon. The record is from RefSeq and is a predicted model, not a curated record. Lineage: Eukaryota; Fungi; Basidiomycota; Agaricomycetes; Polyporales; Phanerochaetaceae.